Molecule: messenger RNA, 6030 nt
Organism: Rotaria sp. Silwood2
Lineage: Eukaryota; Metazoa; Rotifera; Eurotatoria; Philodinida; Philodinidae
Source: the annotation of a GenBank genome assembly
AUGGACGAAAAACUUUCUUGUGCAGAAAACUUAACAGCAAGCAUAAACUUGCAGAAAGGAAAAUGUUCGGCUUCAUCAUUAUUUGAAUUCUACAAACAACAUCGUACUAGUAUUCAGCAGUACAUUGAACAUUGUCUUGCUAUUUAUUCUCAUUGGACAACCAAUGAACUCGAUAAAAUCAGUCACGCCAUGACUACUUCCUUACUCGAUCCAUCGUUUAUUUUUACUACACAGGAGAAAAAAUGGAUCGAUGAAAAUCCAAAUAUUUUUCGUCUCUAUUGUCAUCAAGCUCUCUUUUCCUCAUUGAUAUCGUCCAGUAAGACGACGGUGUCAUUUGAUGAAUUACUGAUUGAACAACGUUCAAUUCUUGUUGUCGGCGAUCCUGGCAGUGGAAAAACAACGUGGACUCAUUGGCUGAUGUGGAAAUGCAUUCAAAUGUUUCAAAGAUCUCUUCAAGAAAUCGAUAAUCAUGCACCAAUACCUUUGCCAAUUCUAAUUCAUACCAAUGAUCUUGUGAAAUAUCUUGAUCUGAAUUCAUCAAUAUCAUUCUUUGAUUAUCUAUGUCGAGUCAGUAUCGAUAAUUCGAACGAACGCACAUCGACUUUUAUCGGUGAACAUCUCGUCUAUGGUCAUACUUUGAUCAUUCUAGAUGGAUUGGAUACCAUUGACAAUAUACAGAAACGAGAUCUUCUUAUCGAUCUUCUUAUUCAGUUUCUUAAAUCACCUAUUCUCCUAGCAAAUGAGAACGAAACAACAGUUCCAAAUGGAAAUCGAUUGAUUAUUACUAGUCAUUCUAUUCGCUCAUUACCUGGGGAAUAUUUUACGAUGUAUACAUUGACUUCACUGUCAUUCGAUAUGAUUGAAAAUUUCAUAGACAAUUGGUGGAACAGUCAUUGUUCACAUUUGACACACGAAACAGUAGACAAUUAUUCGAAUCAAUGGAAUGACACAGUAGUUCAUCUGAAAGCAUUAAUCGAGAGACAUUCUACUUUUAAAGAAUUGUUAUCAAAUAUCUUGAUUUUAUCCACGAUUUGUCAAUGGAUGACUUUACAAGUACUUGUGGGAACAUCGUUGAAACAAAGGAUUCAUUAUUAUACCAUGAGUGUUAUAGUACUAUUCGUUCGACUUCAAAAAUAUUCAUUAUUGAAUCAAAUUGAUCAAGAAAUUUUCAUCAAUCUUCUUGCUGACAUUGCUGUUCAUCUUCAAGAAUAUUCAUCAUCCGGUCUGAUUGAAAAAUUCGAUCUACAUUACAAAUGUCGUGCUUCCUUACGAAAUCAUUCCGCACAGUUCUUAACCAGUGAGCAUUGUCUCAUCGACCCCUAUUUUACUUUGAUCACCAAUAAUAACAAUCUAUUUUUUUUACGUAAUAUGAAUAAUUAUAGUUUUCUUUCAUUACCUAUUCAACACUAUCUGGCAUGUUUAUUUCUUAUUCGCACAACUGAUAAAAAGCAAUCAAAAAUUGAAAUUGUCGUUGAACGUUUUUUGUCGUAUAUGACAAAUUCAAAUUUUCGCGAACCACUCUUAUUAGGUCUUGAGUGGAUUAGUUGGCAAUGGAGUUCCGAGGAUCUAAAUAUGUUUUGUCAUCUAUUAUUUACCAGCAACAAUGAUCGAUUCAAUCAACAUCUACCAUUAGGUUCUAUGUUAUUAAUGACUGUUUUAUUCGAUUUAGAACAGAAACCGAAUGAAAAAACAUUAAAAGAUGCGUUUGAUCGAUUUUUAAUGGUUAGUACUAAUCGAGAAUGGUUCGUUCGUUUUCCGAUCUUUAUCGAUUAUCUUAUUGAUGGAUUGAAUUAUUUACCGUUGCACAUCGCUCGUACAUGGAUUUAUCAUUAUUUUCAAACACGAGAUAAUAUCGAACGUAUUCGAAGUGUUUUGAAUAUUUUAACCAAUAUGAUUUGCUUUUUUCGAGAAAUUCCAAUUUGGAUAAGAAAUGACGAUCAUGAAAAAUAUUCAUUAAAUGUUCUUCAAUAUCAAUCUAGAAUUGACUAUAUUCAAGAUAGUGAGAAUAAUGAUUUGUUCGUCAUUGAUCGCCUUUUAACAAUCAUUUCGAUCAUCGAUUCAAAUGCACUGUCACCUGGUUUUGUUCGUCACUCACUUUUCAUAUUUAAUAUUGAUAUCCAACAAUUUUCGCCAGUAUUUCUAACUAUACUCAUUGCUCUCUACGGUGGAUUACAUCGAUUUAAACGAUCACAUUUAGAUAAUAAAGACACUGUUGUUUUCUCUCCAUUCCAUAUGCAUCGAGAUUCAUUGUAUGAGUCCUGGCUAAUUAAAUAUAUGAAUGCAAAUCGUUGGACACACCUACCCAAUACAGAUGAAAUCGAACAACAAAUCCAACAGAUACCAUCUGAAGAUGAUUCACUUGAAACAAUCGAUCUAUUUACUGCUUGGAUAUGUUUGAAAGGUGUUACACAACCAUGGAUUUUCUAUAAAUAUAUGAGUUGCUCAGGGUUUCAACAUGCCAUAUUUCGGUUUCAUCGUUUAGCUUUAUAUUUAAGUGAAUUUUACUAUGUCAAAUAUGAUCUUGAAGUCGAACUUGAAGCACCUUCAACAUUUCGCGAGGAUGCCAUUUCAAUCAUGCAACAAUAUGCUCAAUCGAAAAAGAAUGAGACUUGCUCGACAUUUGUUCACUGUGUCGCCGUCGCUCUAACACGUCUAAUAAUUCCCGGUGGUGAGCGAUCUUUAUUCUAUUCCGAUGGUUCAUUUUGUCCACGAAUGCUUGAUUUGAAUUUAUCGGAUUCGAAACUGAUGUCUGAUCUUUGGCAACAUUCAGAUUCGGACAUUGCCAUCUUUCUUCCUCUUCUAUGGACACCAAUUAGACCACGUGAAGUAACACUUCUACAGGAGAAAUAUGAUAGUGACUCUGUACUACACGUUGUCGAUGGAACUCAUCCGAUAUUGUCUUUUGGACAUCUGAUAUCGUUUCUUCUUAGUUUAAUACCUCGACAUUUUCAACAGCUCUUCGAUCGAUUUCUUGAUUUAUCACCUUCGUUUCCAUUUGUCUGCUUGCUGGGCGAAAUAGUUCGUAGCUUAAGUAGUCAGAGAAAAGGUGGCAUUCGCUUCGCACUUCUACUUGCUAUUCUCAGAAUUCAUUUUGAAAAGCAUCAAUGGACCCAAAUUUUCCGGGGACUACUCACUUUGGUCACUCGUGCUCAUGAUAUCAAGCGUUAUUUUUAUAAGUUCGACUGUUUCUUAUCCGAUAAAUACGGUCAAUCGCCGUAUGAUGAUAAAACUCUGCAAGAAGAUAACCUACUAAUUGCACUAUUUCAUGAACGACAACGAGCUGAAGAAUUAAGAAAGAAAUCGACUGAUUGUCUCAAAUUAUAUGAAGCAUCGAUUUCCAUAGCUAUUCUAUCUGCCGCUCUCUAUGAACAAAAUGAUCAACCACUGGAGAUAGCCGAUGAAAUCUGGCUUACUGUAACACACAUCCGAGAAUCUAUUCUACGUUUACAUGCAAUAACGAUCAUCUGGCACCUAUCACAGACUUAUACAACAUCAGCACAUCGAAUUGAUAUGAUAUGUCAAGAAGCACUAGCAGUUAUUGACAAUCAACAAUCGAUUGUUGAUCAUAGUCUCCUAUUUCUCAUCUGGUGGACAACAUUCGCUAAUAUUGCUGAUAAUCGCACGAUUGCCUAUCAAGUGCAUCUCCUACUUGACCAUCUUACUAUAAAUAUAAAAACGGAUUCCAUCGAUAUUCAACAGACUAUUUGUCAAUCAUUAUUAAUCGCACUUAGCCAUGAUAUAUAUCCAUACGUUCGGCCACGUAUUUGUCGUUUCAUUCAGGAUAGCCGAUGGUCAAACGAGUGUUAUUUGUCUAAUGUAUUUCAACUGCAAUCGAUGCCUCUUUCCACAGUGAUCAAAAAUCAUUCGAAUCUAGUCUUCAGAAAUCCAUCGAAAUCUGCAUUACUUGCUUCCAUGUAUUUAAUGCAAUUAAGUAUCGAUGUCUAUCAUUUACCUACAUGGUUUGAAAUGGAAAAUACAAUUAAUAGACAAACAACAAUCGAUCGAUUUGCUCUUGAAAGCAUAGCGGUCCAACAACUGAGUAUUUCCGGUAAACAUCGAAUAGUAUCAAAAGAGGCAGCAAGAAUAAUGACUAAUCUUUUUCAAAUAAGUCUAGAAGAACAGUCUAUGGAUUAUCAUUCAUUAGAACGUUUACUUUCACAAUGUGAGUUUGUUGAAAAAUCCGCCCAGUCCGAUGUUAUUCAAUGGCUUCAGUACAAAGAUCAUCCGCAUCUAUUUGUCUUCGCAUUUCAUGCGGCCUUACUAAUCACGAAAUAUUCCAUUGAUGCCAUUCAACUAUGUUGUAAAUUGCUCGAUCAUCCAACUGAUGAGUUUCGGCAACGAGCUCAAAAAUGUCUCAAUUGUGUGUGUUUAUUGACAUCGGAUUUAACUCGAGAUCAGUUCAUUCAACUCUUCAGUACAUUACUUCAUGCACGUCGUACACAGUCAACAUUAGCACGAGAAACGCUGAUCAAUAUUGAUGUGCGUAUUGAUUCUAUCGAAUAUCUCGAAUUGAUCUUCAUUUGGGAACGUGAACGAACAUAUUUGCUUCUUCAAUCAUCACAAUCAUCACAUUAUCUCACGCACAACCUCGAAUUACAUCAGCAAGAUAUUGGAAUAUCUUUAUUCGAAUAUGUACAUCUACAAAAUGCAGUUUUCGAUGUGCUCGAAUGUCUUUUCGAACAUGCCAAUGAUCGAUGCUGUCAAAUACAAAGGGAUCGUGAACGAAGAACUAUCGAAGAACAAUCAUAUUUAACAGAACUUGUAAAAUUUAUUGGUCGAGAUUGGUAUAGUUCUUUGAUGAGUGAAAUGUCGAUUUGUGAGCAGAAAUUUGUGUCAUGUCUUAUUGCAUUGCUAAAUGAUGUGCCCCUAUAUUCCACACUAACCAAAGUCAUUGUCAGUGUUCUUGUCAUCAAUCGUAAUACAGUUCCGUAUGUGCCGAUUUUUACACGAAACGAAGCUCGACAAUGUUUAAAAAAUAUUCUUACUGAAACACUUGAGAAACCUUUGAAUGAACAAUUCACGGAUGAUGUUUUAGCUCUUAUUAUAAAGCAUUAUUAUCACACAACAAAUGAUGAUGAUGAACAUAUUUUGAUUCGCCUACAACAAAUUUCAAGUCGAAAACUCAUCGUAACAGCAGCUGAUAUCGCUCUCAUUCACUGUCGUUCACUUAGACGACCAAAACCGAACCUUGAUGAUUUUCUUGAACUCAUGAAUGGUGAAUAUAUUCGACUUUAUCAUGCACUGAUGUCCAUCGUUGUUGAUCCACGAACAAUGUUUACAAUAUAUUCGAUCGCAUUGGAUCUAAUCUGUACAUAUGAAGAUGAACUUUUGCCUUUGUUCGUCAGUGAGCUUGUUCAAUGCCAUUCAGGACAAUAUUCGAAUCGCAUUCGUCUUGCUUGUGCUCUUCUCGAUCGGCUAUCAACUGGAAUGCAUAUUGCAAUUGAGAACAAUGAACAAUUGAAGCAAAUCAUUUUCCAAAGCAGUGAAAGAAACAAAGAUGAUCGAGAUUGUUGCAUACGAUUUUUGACUAAUGGCUACAAUGAAUUGACCAACGAUGUCAAACAAAUGCUUCUGUUAGCCAUGUGGGACAAAUAUCAUAUCCAAUUAGCAGCAUUCGAAUGCGUUGCAAACAUUCGACUUGUGAAUAGUCGUACCAUUGUCGAAGAUCUUUACCAAGAAUUACUCUUUUCAAAAUCAUUUCAACGACGUUACAUCAGUGCUAUGUUAUUAGUACAACUCGCCAAAUUCGAUCAUGUGUCCAUCUAUGAAGUACAACGAAAAUUGACAGAGGCCAUCAAUCAAUCAACGGCAAUAACUGGUAUGAUCACACACAAGGGUAAACAAAAUUUAGGUCAAGCUCUUUUCAAUCUUCUCACACAACUCUCGUUCAUUACUGAUGAUAAACGUGAAAAUAUAGAUGAUUAUCAUAAGCCAAACUGCAUGAAUUUCAAGUGGGAGCUUCAAAAUAUUAUUGAUGCUGAUCGAUAUGCGUCAUUUACUUUUCCUACAAUGUCAUUGAGUGAAAGUUGA